Molecule: messenger RNA, 3210 nt
Organism: Rotaria sp. Silwood2
Lineage: Eukaryota; Metazoa; Rotifera; Eurotatoria; Philodinida; Philodinidae
Source: the annotation of a GenBank genome assembly
AUGUGUUUAUCUACAUAUUGUAAAAUAAUUUGUCAUAUUUAUUUUAAUUAUCAUUUUGGUGAAUCAACAUCUCGAUGGGUUAAUUCAAAAUUUACGCGUCAUAUUCAAUUUUCUUUACGUAUGGUUAUUGCCUUUUCUCUUGCUGCUUUUAUUGCUUAUGGUACAGGAUUAAAAGAUCAUCUAACAUUUAAAUUUAUGAUACCUGGAAUGACAAUAUUAACAAUUAAUGAAACAUUUGGUUUAACAUUAUCAACAAAUAUUGAAUUAAUAUUAAUAAUAAUACCAUUAUCAAUAUAUUUAUUUAUUCUUCAAAAUAAUCGUCUUCUAUAUCAUCAUUAUAUGUUAAAUGAAUUUUUUUAUUUAUUAUCAUCAUUAAUAAUAUCAUAUAAAUGUAGAAAAAUUCCAACAAGAAAAUUAAGUUUAUUAUUUAAUACACUUUAUUUUGUAACUAUUGUUAAUAAAAAUCAAAUUCCAAAAUUUUUUUCAUUUGAAUUACUUGAAGAAUUUAUAAUUGGAAUAUUUUUAUCAAUAAGUGUUUCUUUAUUUAUAUUUCCAUUAUUUGCAACAUUUGAUAUUGAAAAUCGUGUUAAUUAUUGUUUAUAUCAUCUUCAACAAAUGUAUCAUUUAGUUAUACAAGCUUUUAUAUCUGAAGAUCAUAUAACAGCUAAUGUUUUACUUUCUCGUGCACAUAUUAUUGAAAAAAUGAUACGUAAAACAAUGAUUACUACUCAAUCAAGAUUUUCAGAUACUAAUUAUGAACCAUCAAGAUUAUUACAAAUUAUAUUUAAUAGAAAAAGAAGAUUUAUUAUUGAUUUAACUAUUCAAGAACAAGAAGAUUUAACCACAUCAUUAAUGCUUAGUAUAUGUUCACUUAAAUUAUUAGUUAAACAAUGUUCAUUUAAUAAAUAUCAUUAUGAUUGUGUUAAUCAAUUAAAAACAAGUUUAGUAAAUUUAAGUUCAUCUCAAUCAUUAUUUAUUUCAUGUUUAAUUCCUCAUUCAUCUAUAACUCGUUAUGAAUUAUUAAAUAAUUUGACAAAUCUUCAAUUAAGUUUUGAUACAGUUCGUUCAUCAUAUAUUGAAACUCGUCUUCAUUUAAUAAAAGAUACAUUUCAAUCAUCAAAAAUAAUUCAAUCAGAAGAUCAUUUAUUACAUUCAUUUUUUCUUUUUCAAUUAGGUUCUAUUGUACGAUUAUUAACUAAAUCAAUAUUAAUCAAUAAAAAUACAAAAAUAAAUAAACGAAAAUUUUCAUGUAAAAAUUAUUUCAAAAUUGAUUGGUCAAGAUUUUUAAUUGCGUUAAAAACAAUUAUUAUUAUUGGAAUUGGUUCAAUAUUUGUUAUGAUUCCAAAUUUAGCAAAAAAAAUUGAAAAUGGUCAAUGGAUUUUAAUUGCACUUUGUAUGACACAAGGAGAUACGGUUGGAGGUGCUUUUACAACUAUUAAAAUGAGAUUAAUUGGAACUUUAUUUGGUGCUAUGUGGGCAUAUGUUACAUAUUUAUCAGUUGGAAAUGAUCUAUUUAGAACAAUAAUAAUGCUUUGUCCAUGGAUGUUUUUUUGUGGUUAUAUGAAAUUAUAUCCUCAAUGGGGUUAUACUGUUACAAUAGCUGCAUUAACACCAAUUAUUGUUAAUUUAGGACGUUUACCAUUUGCAGAUACAUUACCAGCUGGAAAUUAUGUACUUCUUCGAAUUCAACAAAAUGUCAUCGGAAUUAGUAUUGCUCUUGUUCUUGCUAUUAUUAUUUUUCCACUUUUUGCUAUUGAUCUACUCAAAGAAAAUAUUAAAAAACAAGAAGAUUUAACAACAUCAUUAAUGCUAAAUAUAUGUUCACUUAAAUUAUUAGUUCAACAAUGUUCAUUUAAUAAGUAUCAUUAUGCUUGUGUUAAUCAGUUAAAAACAAGUUUAUUAAAUUUAAGUUCAUCUCAAUCAUUAUUUAUUUCAUGUUUAAUUCCUCAUUCAUCAUCUAUAACUCGUUAUGAAUUAUUAAAUAAUUUAACAAAUCUUCAAUUAAGUUUUGAUACAGUUCGUUCAUCAUAUAUUGAAACUCGUCUUCAUUUAAUAAAAGAUACAUUUCAAUCAUCAAAAAUAAUCCAAUCAGACGAUCAUUUAUUACAUUCAUUUUUUCUUUUUCAAUUAAAUUCAAUUGUUCGAUUAUUAACUAAAUCAAUAUUAAUCAAUAAAAAUACAAAAAUAAAUAAACAAAAAUUUUCAUUUAAAAAUUAUUUUAAAUUCGAUUGGUCAAGAUUUGUAAUUGCGUUAAAAACAAUCAUUGUUAUUGGAGUUGGUUCAAUAUUUGUUAUGAUUCCAAAUUUAGCAAAAAAAAAAAUUGAAAACGGUGAAUGGAUUUUAAUUGCACGUUGUAUGACACAAGGAGAUACUGUUGGAGGUGCUUUUACAACUAUUAAAAUGAGAUUAAUCGGAACUUUAUUUGGUGCUAUGUGGGGAUAUGUUACAUGUUUAUCAGCUGGAAAUGAUCUAUUUAGAACAAUAAUAAUGCUUUGUCCAUGGAUAUUUUGUUGUGGUUAUAUGAAAUCAUAUCCUCAAUGGGGUUAUACUGUUACAAUAGCUGCAUUAACACCAAUUAUUGUUAAUUUAGGACGUUUACCAUUUGCAGAUUCAUUACCAGCUGGAAAUUAUGCACUUCUAAGAAUUCAACAAAAUGUUAUUGGAAUUAGUAUUGCUCUUUUAAUACGAAUAAAUGAAUGUUCAAAUAUAGAUAAAAAACAAGUUGAAAAUCUUCGUAUUUAUGCAGUUGAUGGUUUAUUUCUUCCUGAUUUUUAUAAUGAAUUUUGUAAUUUAAAUAAACAAUUAAAUGAUUGUUUCAAAGUUUGGUCAUCUUAUUUUAAUUUAACACAAACAAAAUCUUAUCAAAUAUAUCGUGGUUCAAUUCAUCAUAGAAAACAUUUAAUUAAAAAUGAUUUAAAUAAAUAUGAACAAUGUUUAAUUCAACUUCAUCGAACUGUUAUUUAUCUUCAAAAUCAACAUCAAAAAUCAACAAAUCAAAUAUUAAAACAUUAUUUUCAAAGAUUUUCAUCUGGUGAAAUUCCUCAAAAUUUUGUUCCAUUUGUUAAAAAUGAUCAAGCUGAUUCAAUAUUUAUUGCUAUAUCAGCUAUGUAUUAUUCAAUAACAGAACUUGCAAAAUCAGCUUUAGCUCUAGGUACAACAAUACAUCAUGUUUUCGAACUUGAAACAACUGAUUUAUAUAGACCUUUUUAA